Messenger RNA from Clunio marinus, 333 nucleotides. Lineage: Eukaryota; Metazoa; Arthropoda; Insecta; Diptera; Chironomidae. The record is from the annotation of a GenBank genome assembly.
AUGAACAAAAAAAUAAAUCAUGUUCGUUUUACCGAGCAAGAAGAGGAAAAAAAAUGUGAAAUAAAAUCUCGAAAAGAAGGGAAGCUUACAAGUGCGCAGCAUGGGCAAAAAAAACAAGCACCAGGAGGAAAUAAUGAUGUCAAGAAAUUAAAUUAUCGAAGUAAAGAAAAAUGUUUAGCAAAUCAGCAUCUGUUGGAGAAUAAAUAUGAUCAACAGCUGAAUGUUUUAAUGAUUUCCAACGCUUUCAUGCAAGGCAAGCCAGUAAAAGAUAAUCAUGGUUCAGUUAUUGCCGGUUAUUCACUGGCUGUAGCGGUCAAUUAUUUUCCAAUUUGA